Molecule: messenger RNA, 2603 nt
Organism: Ictidomys tridecemlineatus (thirteen-lined ground squirrel)
Lineage: Eukaryota; Metazoa; Chordata; Mammalia; Rodentia; Sciuridae
Source: RefSeq, a predicted model, not a curated record
CGCUCCGCCGCAGCCGGGCGGCCCAGGUGUGUCCCCGGCGGCCCGACCAGUCGCCCCUCGGGCCCGAGCCCCGGUCCUGGUCGGGCUGCGGCGCCCCCAGAGGGCGUGGCCGGCGCGCCUCACCUGGCCGCUCGUGGCAGGUGCGAGGCUGGAGCAGGGCACGGGCGAUGCCCGACCCCGCGUCCCUCUGUGGCCAUGGAAGAGGCCCCUCUGCUGGGCGCGAUGUCGGGCCCCGACGAUGAGAUGGUGACCGACCUUUUCUGCCCGGAGCGGCCCUUCGUCCCGGAGGGCCUGGCCCUGAGCCCCGGCGUCGUGGUGAAGCCCGAGCCGGACGAGCUGCCCGUGCUGGGCGACGCCUACCUGGGCGCCGCCGACCCCGCCGAGCCGCUGCUGCGCGCGCUCAGCCCGCCGCCCGGCGCCGACUGCCCGGGCGAGGUGCAGGCGGCGCUGCUGGGGGACUUCCCCGGGCUCCCCGAGCUGCGCGCCCCGGAGGAGGCCGCGCCGCCCGCCUACAGCGUGCACGUCCUGUCCUCGCUGCUGCCCGCGCCCCGCGGCCCGGCGCUGGUGCCGCUGGGCGCCGGAGUGCGGGUGAUUCCAGUUGAGAUCAAGGAAGGGGGUGGCAGUGUCGCAAGUGACAACCCUGAGGAAGCAGCCUUCCAGAGUCCUCUUGCUCAGGAGUCCUGUUGCACCUUCCUGUCAUCCCAAGAAGCAGAGGAUGCCCCUGGCUGCUCUCGCAAGAAAGACUCCAGCCCGAUGGUGAUAUGUCAGUUGAAAGGGGGGGCACAGAUGCUGUGCAUAGAGCAUUCUGGCACAAGAGAGCUCAAGGCCCUUCACUUGGUUCCCCAGCAUCAAGACCAGAAUAAUUAUCUACAGUCAGAUGUCCCAAAGCCAAUGACUACUUUAGUAGGAAGAUUUUUGCCAGUACCAGCAAAAUUAAAUCUCAUUGCACAACAACUGGACAGCGGGGCCCGCCCCUCGGCAGUUCCCGGGCCUGCUUUCCCCACAGGAUCAGCUCUUCCAGGACCACCAAAAAUCGCUUUGGCUGGAGUAACUCUUAGUUCAUGGGACACAAAGUCUAAAAAGCCAUGUAACUGUACCAAAUCCCAGUGUCUGAAAUUGUACUGCGACUGCUUCGCCAGCGGGGACUUUUGUAACAAUUGCAAUUGUAACAACUGUUGCAACAAUUUGCGACAUGAAAUUGAACGCUUUAAAGCCAUUAAGGCUUGUCUGGACAGAAAUCCUGAAGCGUUCCAACCAAAAAUCGGGAAAGGAAAGCUGGGGGAUGUGAAGCCGCGGCACACCAAGGGCUGCAACUGCAAGCGGUCGGGCUGCCUGAAGAACUACUGCGAGUGCUACGAGGCCAAGAUUAUGUGCUCUUCUAUUUGCAAAUGCAUCGGUUGCAAAAACUACGAGGAGAGCCCAGAGCGGAAGACGCUGACGAACCUGCCAAGCUACGUGGAGAUGGCGGAUCUUGAAGGCAGCCAUCAUUUGUCACCAACUAAAUUUUCAGGACUACCGAGGUUCAGAAAAGACAGGCGGCUCUCUUCCUGCAUCUCCUGGGAGGUGGUGGAGGCCACCUGUGCCUGCCUACUGGCUCAGGGCGAGGAGGCGGAGAAGGAGCACUGCUCCGAGUGCCUGGCGGAGCAGAUGAUCCUGGAGGAAUUUGGAAGAUGUUUGUCACAGAUUCUCCGCAUCGAAUUUAAGUCCAAGGGGUUGAAAAUCGAGUCAAGUACCAUGUAGUAUAGCCAACCCUGAGUGCAUGCAGACGCGUACCUCGGCAUUCUGCGGAAGCUCUGGUUCAGAAAGGUGGUUGGAGGAGCAAGAGGCCAGCCUGCGGCCACACGACCCUAACAAGGCCGAGCUCUUAGCUGGGCGCCUUGGCGCACGCCUGUCAUCCCAGCAGCUUGGGAGGCUGAGGCAGGAGGAUCACAGGUUCAAGCCAGCCUCGGCAACUUGGAGAGACCCUGUCUCAGUAUGAAAUAAAAAAUAAAAAGGGCUGGGAAUGUAGCUUAGUGGUAGAGCAUCCCUGAUACCAAAAAAUAGAUAAAAUAAAACCUCACGGAGCUCUGGUGUGCACCAGGCCUGGAGAGUUGCCCGAGGUGCUCAGCAGGGCGCCUUGUUUGAGGAAGGCAAGGCACAGGAGUCUUCUCUCCAGGGAUGGGCUGCCCUGCAGGAAAAACCAGGGUGGUUUUGGUUUUUGUUUGUGUGUUUUGUUUUUCAAAUGACUUAGAUUCUCCAGAGAGCUGUUAGGGUGUGACACACGGUUUCUGAGGAGCCGCUGAGCACCUCGGAGCACAUCUGCAGUGUGGAGGUCCCCCAAGACUCACAGGGUCACCAGCCUUCCAGGCCACCAGGCCAGGCUAGCAGCAGGAGGGCUGAGUCGCAGGACUUCAAAUUGUAUUUAGUUUCUCAUACAUUUCUACUUGAAUUGAGGAAAAGCUCUAUUAUCCAAUUAACUUCUCCAGAAUUAUUGUUGUUAUUAAAGGUAAAACACGGCUAGAGUAAUUAGUUUGCAGAAGCCAGCACAUAAGAUUGGUUAUUAUAUUGACUCUUUGGGUUCUAUUAUAAACGUAAAGAUUAAUAAAAAUUUCCAAAGUCUUCAA